Austrofundulus limnaeus is the source of this 4868-nucleotide messenger RNA. It is a transcript of the gene adamts6, whose product is annotated as ADAM metallopeptidase with thrombospondin type 1 motif, 6. Gene Ontology annotation, molecular function: metalloendopeptidase activity. Lineage: Eukaryota; Metazoa; Chordata; Actinopteri; Cyprinodontiformes; Rivulidae. The record is from RefSeq and is a predicted model, not a curated record. Gene Ontology annotation, biological process: extracellular matrix organization; proteolysis. Gene Ontology annotation, cellular component: extracellular matrix.
GCCCUCCAUUAAAGCAGCCUGAAUGAAGCUGUCCUGGACAGAGCGGCUCCUCUGCUGUGUGGAGAGGAGGAGGAGCUGCUCCCAGACAACUGUUGCUGCUGUUUGAUACUGAGACUCGAGCUCUACAUGAUUAGAAGCACAGAGAGACUCUUCUGCUGGAUGAAAGCCAACACUCCGCAAAGCUGAAAAACUUAUUUAGGCUUUCAGCCAGUGUGUCUGGGCUGAGACUGCCGCAGCGUGCGCGUGUCCGGGCUGAGGGAGGGGGUGGUGGAGGCAGCACACCAGGAUGGCAGAGCUCAGGAGGAGGUGAGAGGAGCAGACAGGAGGAGGAACUUCAGUCCUGGUGCACUUGGAGCGGAGCUGACAGUGAAAUGGAGCGAAGAUAAAUCAGUCAAGACAAGUCUUCAAGCUAUUUCCUCUGGUUUGGAGGAGCAGCUGAGAUGGAUGGAUGUGUCUGAUGGACAGAGCUACUGACAUGAAUUCAGAUGCUGGCGACAUGUGGAAGUGCUCGCCUUUAAGAAACAUCUGACACCAAGGUGAGCCUGUGAGGACGCAAAGAACCUUUCAGCGAAGAAGAGAAACCAUGAAGCUGUUAUGGUGUGGGGUCGAACCAAGAUACUUUUAACCCACCUGUAGAAGCCUCUACACCCCUAAACCCCAUGUCACAUCUUACCCUGAAUGAUGGAAGUUUUGUGGAAGAUGCUGACUUGGACACUGAGCCUGGUGGUGAUGGCUGCUUCUGAAUUUCAGAGUGUCUACCGACAUUCGCACAAAUCUCAAGAGGCGUUCCUGUCUUACCUGCAGCACUACCAGCUGACUGUUCCAGUGCGGGUGGAUGAGAACGGAGAUUUCGUGAGUUAUACUGUGAAGCACCAGCGGCUGGGCCGACGGAGGCGUGGGCUGACCGACCCCACGAUGGGACCGUCCUCAGAUCCUCCAGAAUCACAGCUGUUCUACAAACUGUCGGCUUACGGGAAGCACUUUCAUUUAAACUUGACUCUGAACCUUCACCUGGUGUCAAAACACUUCACAGUGGAGUACUGGGGCAAAGAGGGGCCUGAGUGGCAUCACAACAUGGUGGAUAGCUGUCACUAUGUGGGAUUCCUGCAAAAUCAGCGCAGCACCACCACAGUAGCACUGAGCAACUGCAAGGGUCUGCAUGGUGUUAUAACAACAGAGGAAGAACAGUAUUUAAUCGAGCCUUUAAAGAACGUAUCCCCCACCAGCUCCAGUGAAUGGAACCAGGAAGGAGCGCAGCAACAUGUUAUUUAUAAAACGUCUGCCAUUCCCUCACCACAGGACCAUGGCCAGGAGUUCAGCUGUGGCAUUUCAGACCUGGUUAAAAGCAACACACCGUGCCCGUUUAGCACCCCCUCCCCUGUCUACACCCCCCCUUCACCGCAGAACAACACACACAGACAGAGGCGCUCCGUCAGCUCCGAGCGCUUUGUGGAGACACUCGUGGUCGCAGAUAAAAUGAUGGUUGGCUACCAUGGUCGCAAAGAUAUUGAGCACUACAUCUUGUCUGUGAUGAACAUUCCAAACCUUGAAAUUAAUCAUCAUGCUGACAAGUCUCUGGACAGUUUCUGUAAGUGGCAGAAGUCCAUCCUGUCUCAUCACAGCAGUGGAAACAGUAUUCCAGAGAGUGGGAUGGCUCAUCAUGACAAUGCUGUCUUGAUCACCCGAUAUGACAUCUGCACCUACAAGAACAAACCCUGUGGAACGUUAGGCUUGGCCUCAGUAGCUGGUAUGUGCGAGCCAGAGAGAAGCUGCAGCAUUAAUGAAGACAUCGGCCUUGGCUCUGCUUUCACCAUCGCGCACGAAAUUGGCCACAAUUUUGGGAUGAACCACGAUGGGAUCGGGAAUUCCUGUGGCACCAAAGGACAUGAAACAGCCAAACUGAUGGCUGCUCACAUCACAGCCAACACCAACCCUUUCUCCUGGUCCGCGUGCAGUAAGGACUACAUCACCAGCUUUCUCGACUCAGGUCGGGGAACAUGUCUGGACAAUGAACCUCUGAAACGAGACUUUCUGUACCCAACGUUGGCCCCGGGGCAGCUGUAUAACGCUGAUGAACAGUGUCGCUUCCAGUAUGGAACCUCCUCACGGCAGUGCAAGUAUGGGGAAGUAUGUAGAGAGCUCUGGUGUCUUAGCAAAAGCAACCGCUGUGUAACCAACAGCAUCCCAGCAGCAGAGGGGACUUUGUGCCAGACUGGCAGCAUUGAGAAGGGGUGGUGCUACCAUGGGGAGUGUGUUGCAUUCGGCACCUGGCCUCAGAAUGUGGAUGGAGGUUGGGGGCUCUGGUCGAUGUGGGGGGAGUGCAGCAGGACCUGUGGGGGCGGAGUUUCUUCCUCCAUGAGGCGCUGUGACAGCCCAGCCCCAUCUGGAGGAGGCAAGUACUGUCUUGGGGAGAGAAAGCGAUACAGAUCCUGUAACACUGACGUGUGCCAUGUAGGAGCUCGAGAUUUUCGAGAGAAGCAGUGUGCAGAUUUUGACAGUUUACCUUUUCGUGGGAAGUACUAUAGCUGGAAGCCUUACACUGGUGGUGGUGUUAAGCCCUGUGCACUGAACUGCUUGGCAGAGGGUUAUAACUUUUACACAGAGCGCUCCCCCACUGUCAUUGAUGGGACCCGCUGUCAAGCUGACUCCCUGGACAUCUGUAUCAAUGGAGAGUGUAAGGUGGGCUGUGACAACAUUCUGGGCUCUGAUGCUAAAGAAGAUCGAUGUCGUGUGUGUGGAGGAGACGGCAGCACCUGUGAGGCUACAGAAGGACUCUUUAAUGAAUCUCUGCCCCAAGGAGGAUACAUGGAAGUGGCUCGCAUACCAAAAGGAUCGGUUUACAUUGACAUCAGAGAAGUUGCAGUGUCAAAAAAUUACAUAGCUUUAAAAUCUGAAGAGGAUGAUUAUCAUAUUAAUGGAGCUUGGACCAUCGACUGGCCUCGGAAGUUUGACAUCGCAGGGACUUCCUUCCACUACAGGAGACCCUCUGAUGACCCUGAAUCAUUACAGGCUCUGGGACCGACCACUGAAAACCUGAUUGUCAUGUGCUUUACACAGAGGCACACAUGCACAGACAGAUCUCAUUACAUCUGGCACACAACUCUGCUGCUGGAUGUGUCCCAUCAGAGUCAAAACACAUCCAGUCUUGGUUGGUUCCCAGAGGCAGGAGGUGGUCUGUAAGAGACUUGAGGACAAUCUGGUGGUGCAGAACAGCUACUGUGAUCCUGACAGCAAACCCCCAGAAAACCUGAGAGACUGCAACACUGAGCCGUGUCCUCCAGAGUGGUUUAUUGGUGACUGGUCAGAGUGCGGAAAGACAUGUGAUGGUGGAAUGAGGAAGAGGACAGUCUUGUGUAUCAGAAAGAUUGGCCUUGCUGAAGAGGAGACACUAAAAGACACCUAUUGUUUGACUCACCGUCCUAUUGAAAGAGAGUCCUGCAACAACCAGUCUUGUCCACCAAAGUGGGUCACUUUGGAAUGGUCUGAGUGCACACCUAAAUGUGGCCCAGGCUUCAAGCACCGAAUUGCUUUGUGUAAAAGCAGUGACCUGACUAAAACCUUCCCACCCUCACACUGCCCGAGCCCCAACAAACCUCUUGUCCGAAUCCGCUGCAGUCUGGGACGGUGUCCUCCUCCUCGAUGGAUUCCUGGUGACUGGGGACAGUGUUCGGCUCAGUGUGGCCUGGGACAGCAGAUGAGGACAGUGACAUGUCUGUCCUACACUGGACAGCAGUCAAAUGAGUGUGCAGAAUCCCUCCGGCCUUCCACCAUGCAGCAGUGUGAGAGCAAGUGUGAUGCCACUCCAGUCUCCAGUGGUGAUGAAUGCAAAGAUGUAAACAAAGUGGCUUACUGUCCGCUGGUUUUGAAGUUCAAGUUCUGUAGCCGAGCGUACUUCAGACAAAUGUGCUGCAAGACCUGCCAGGGCCACUGAACGAGACGAGCAGGACGUGGCAAAGAGACGGAUACAAAGACAACAAAGAUGGAGGGAUAAGGCACUGAGUGAGUGAGAACAAAAAACUGAGGCAGUGCGACCAAACAGCCCAGUGUUUGAGUAGUGGAAAGCAAAGACAGAAAGAACAAAACUUCCUGUUCUGCAUUCUGGUGGAAUCCUAACCACUGCUAAGCCUUGAACGCUGACACAAAAUUUUAUUUUUUUUGUUUUAUUUUCACUUCUGUGAAGUGGAACUUGGGAGAUUAUUUUUUGACAAUGUUAUUUUUAUUAUUAUAAUAAUAAUUAUAGACAACAUUGUUAGUCUUCCUUUGUGUGUGUUCCAUUUUAAAUCCAAAGGGCUGGAUGCAUCGCUCACAGAACAUAUUGCCAAUAAAAAGGACAGGAAUCAAACACAUCUGUCUCUUAUCUUUGGGACGUCUCUGACAGUGCAAUUGUCCAGCUGACAUGUGACAUUAUUGCACUUUUUUUGAAAAACUUUUUGCCAAUUUAUUGCUAAAAUAUAGCAGAGAGAUAACCUCAGAGUACUGUAAAAUAACUGUACAACUCCAGAGUGAAAUAUUGUCCACUGAUGUUUUUUUGUCAAGUACUAGUUUACUGUCAUGGAAGGAAUGUGCUGUGAUUGAAUUCACGUUCAACGACUAUGCUGGAAUGAAAUUAUACUAACGCCCUGAUGUGUUCGACCCCAGUUUACUGUAAGUCUUUUAUAAAUGAUGCUCCUCCAACACCAGAAAACAACACAAGAAGAAUCUUUUUCCCCUCCCCCAUAUGGGUGUCUGAGUUCCUCACAUUUAAGUCACAUUCAGACUGUGUCAGUCAUUGUUUAUUCAUUUAUUCAGACAUGUUCAGAAAAAAACUUUCUGACUCAGUUCAGCUUUUCUGUAUGGUACCACUUUACAAUAAGGCUCCCCUUAUAGAU